ACAAGACCGUAAACGAUGGCGGCAUACAGUGGUUUUCUGGGUAGCGAAGGUUUCUCGAAAUUUGAGGAGGCCAGAAAGCUUUCGGAGGAGGAUUCCAAAAAUGACCCAGAGACCAAUCCCUUCAAAUCUAAGUAUGAAGCUAGGAAGAUUCUGCAAGAUCUGCGUGCCAAGCUGGAGAAAUACCAUGGAGUUCACAUUGGCCAACAAGCUCCCGAGGACACGGACCUGCAUCUGUUGCUUGCAUGCCUUCGCUACCACCUGGGCGUUAAUUUUGUGGACACUGAAGAAACCUCCUCGGGGGAAGAUUACCUGACUGCCUGCCGUAAGAUGCUAGAGGAGUACUCCCUAGACACCAGGGCAGUUGGGCUGGUGGUAGCCACCCUCAACCAGCUGGGAAUAUUGUGGAGUGGAAGGAGGGAACUACGGAGGGCGUUGGAGAUACUACUGGAAGCAGAGAAUGUAUACAAAAAGUACAAGCAUGAAAUCGGCGUUGCACCUCAUGGAAUCAACGAGCUUUUUGUAGCGGAAGAAAACACAUUGACCGACCACCAGAGACAGCAGAAAUUUGAGAAGGCAUACACACAUACGCUGUACUACCUAGCCCAGGUCUAUGGUAAUCUAGGAGACAGCAAGAAGUCAGCCAGUCAUUGCCAUGAGACGUUAAAACGUCAAUUGGAGACCAAUCAGUACGAGGCUAUGGACUGGGCUUUGAAUUGUGCCACGCUAUCACAGUACUACAUCACCCAGGAUGACUAUACCCAGGCACGCCAUUGUUUAGCGAGUGCAACCCGAAUCUAUGCUGAAACGCUGGAGAAACUCCCAGCUGUUGAAACUGAGGCUGAUCAGUACGACGACGACAUUGACAAGAUCAAACGUCACAAAGCAGACAUUGCAAGGUGCUGGCUGAAAUACUGUCUAGCUCUGCUCAACCUGUCAAAAGAUAAACUCGCAGAGGAAGUAAGCAGACUGUCCAAUGACAGGGAUGCUUCCUUAGGGGUGGCUGAGACCGAAAACCAACUUGACAACAGGGAUGCGACGGCUGACGAAAUGCAGUCAGCGGCGCGGGAAUCCUCCGAACAGGAGAAUACUGAAUCGGAUGACGAAAAGAUGAAAAAGCUGACAUUGCAGUUUGAAGGCUUAGAGCUGACGUCGUUGGAAAGCAGAGUCACAGACAAAUGUGUGGUGACUUUUGACGAGGCCCGUGAAUUGUUCCUAGCUGGUCAGAAAUGGAUUACAGAAGCCAAGGAAUACUAUGUACUGGAUGGCCAUGUCUCUGAUUACAUAGAAAUUAUCAGAGAUCACAGUGCCCUGUUCAAAGUUCUAGCCUCCUUUGAGGUUGACCUGGAGAGGCGAUGUCGGAUGCACAAGCGAAGAGUAGACAUGCUCCAGGACAUCUUAAAGGAGUUAAACCCACAGCACUUCCUGAUGGUGUGUAGGCAACUCAUGUUUGAACUGGCUGAGACUACAAGUGAGAUGAUGGACUUGAAGAUAGCAAUAGCAGAGAGUUCAGAGGUCGCACCAACAGCUCAUGCCUGUGGUAAAGUUAACAUGUUAAUACAGCAAAGUUUGGGAUACUUUCAACAAUUCCUUGAUUCCUUGAGAGACGCUGAGAAGAAGAUGCCAUCAACGCUGGAGGAUGACGUAAUGAGGCCAGCCCUGGUGGCCUAUUUCUGCAAGGCCAGAUUAUAUUCAAAGAUCGUCACACCAAACCCAGAACAGAGAAUAGAAAACUUAACUACCAGCUUACAGAAUUACAAGUUCGUGGUAGACUAUUGCAAGUGCCACCCAGAGGCCAUGGAGAAGAUGAAAGCAGAGUAUGAACUUUGUGAGGAGAUGGUUGCCCUACUGCCAGCACGCAUUGCCCAGGUCAGCAGAGAGUGAAAGAGUUAGGUUACCAUGGCACCUGCUACGCUACUCCGUCAAUCCAAGAGAAAAAUUACAGUGUCAUUAAAAUGGGGGGAUUCCAUUGUUGGCCUUUUUGAAAAUGUUUGAAAGAGUGACCUGAAAUGAGAUCCGAUAGGUAAACUUAAAAGAAUAAGUUGAAAUUAAUUCCCGGAUAUCUGAGUUUAAACUUAGUGUACAUAUGGAUGUCAAUAAAUUCUAUAUUUUGUUUUGAUAUUUCAAAAGUGUAAACUCAUUUGUGGACAAGUCAGUGUUUGACAGUGUGUGAACUUUGAUUGUGUGCUUGGCGGGCAAAAAUCAUGCAAGCUGUGACUGUGCUUCAUAUCAACUGUCAGUGAAAAAUGAAACGUUGGCAACACUUCCAUAAGGCUUCAAACUUCAGACUUCCUUUUUGUAUUGUGAUGUUCCAGGUAUCUUGAUUCAAUUCUUUUCACCUGUCACUCUAGCGGCCAAAAGACCAACCAUUGACCAGUGUCAGUUAUGAAUUAGAACAAAAUCAGUUUGUGCAUUUCUCUAGACUAAAAUAGGACAGAGGCAAGUCUUACAACUGCCUGAUUUUCUAAUUUUCCCCCCCAAAAUUGGCCAUUUUGUUAGAACCAUAUCUGUGUGCAGUCACACACCUUUAUAACAAGGUCACUGAGGAUUUACAAUUACCUUGUUAAAAGAGGGACCUUGUGUUGUUGGAAAAUGAUUACAAAAGAUUGGGGAAUGUAAAAUUUGUUCUAAGCAGGAUGUUACAUUAAUAGUACUGAUAAUGUCAGUCUGGACUGUAAACCUGUUUCCUGCAAACCUUCAAUUUUAACCUUAAAUGUCAGAGCCGUCUAAUGUCGCUGGAAAAAGUUAGCUAAAUGUGACUUGUUUUUUGUAGUGUUUUACAGGCAGUUUCUAAAUACUGUGGGAAACACUUGCAACUCACACAUCAAUGCUUUUUCAAUAUUUCUUCAAAAGACACCCCAUUAAAGCUCUUUUUUCAAAUGUAUCCAAUCUUUUCUCUUCAAAUGUUUACACCAAGCUGGUUUCGUGUAAUUGUCUUUGAUCCUGUGCAGUCUCAGUAAGAAUGUGUCCGAGCGAAAACAGCAACUGUACGGUAUUGUGAGCAUACUUCCUUUCCGUAUAUGAUGUUGCUCAGAUUUUUACUGAAGUUAAGUUUGGUUUGGAAAUGAGGGUGGUCGACAUGUUUGAUUCUCAUCUGCGUUUUAUUCACAACCCAUCCAUUGCCAUGCAUCAUGGGUUGAUCUGUGCAAUUCUAAGUAAGUACAAAUGUACAUUGUAGAAUGUGUAUGAAAUGUAAAGCUCACAGUGAAUAAAGGCAGCACCUGUUUGUGGAGUGAAAGUG
This is a messenger RNA of Acanthaster planci (crown-of-thorns starfish), 3238 nucleotides long. RefSeq names its product kinesin family binding protein (gene kifbp). Gene Ontology annotation, molecular function: protein binding. Gene Ontology annotation, biological process: microtubule cytoskeleton organization; central nervous system projection neuron axonogenesis; neuron projection maintenance. The record is from RefSeq and is a predicted model, not a curated record. NCBI's taxonomy places the organism in Eukaryota, Metazoa, Echinodermata, Asteroidea, Valvatida, Acanthasteridae.